Messenger RNA from Rosa chinensis, 1345 nucleotides. RefSeq names its product probable arabinosyltransferase ARAD1. The record is from RefSeq and is a predicted model, not a curated record. Lineage: Eukaryota; Viridiplantae; Streptophyta; Magnoliopsida; Rosales; Rosaceae. Gene Ontology annotation, molecular function: glycosyltransferase activity. The transcript is spliced from 4 exons.
AUGAAUGGAAGGUUUAGAGGGUAUAAUCAAGAAGUAACACACGAGUACGAUCCCUACGAUGACAAUGAUGAAGCCAUUGAAAACCGUCUAAAGUUGGAGUGGCUGGAGGCGCAGGAGUACUGGAAGAGGAACAAUGGACGCGACCAUGUGAUCAUGGCCUCUGAUCCCAAUGCUCUGUACAAAGUGCUUGAUAGUGUGAAAAAUGCAGUCUUGCUUGUUUGUGAUUUUGGGCGACUCAAGGCGGACCAGGGGUCGCUGGUGAAGGAUGUCAUUGUGCCUUAUUCUCACCGGAUUAAUACUUAUAAUGGUGAUAUCAGUGUCGAAAAUCGCAACACCUUGCUGUUCUUCAUGGGCAAUCGAUUUCGCAAGGAGGGGGGAAAGAUCCGAGAUUUGCUUUUUCAGUUGCUUGAAAAUGAAGAGGAUGUCAUAGUGAAACAUGGAACCCAAUCCAGGGAGAAUCGACGGGCUGCUACACAUGGGAUGCAUACGUCUAAGUUCUGUUUGAAUCCUGCUGGUGAUACUCCAUCAGCUUGCCGGCUUUUUGACUCUAUAGUUAGUUUGUGUGUCCCUGUGGUAAUCAGUGAUAGUAUUGAGCUUCCAUUUGAAGAUGUUAUAGACUACAGGUAGAUAGCCAUAUUUGUUGAAUCGAAUACAGCUUUGAAGCCGGGAUUCCUGGUCUCGAUGCUAAGAGAAAUUACCAGUGAGAGAAUCCUUGAAUAUCAGAAAGAGAUGAAUGAGGUGAAGCAUUAUUUUCAAUAUGGAGUACCAAAUGGAACUGUGAAUGAGAUAUGGCGCCAUAUUGCACAGAAGCUUCCCUUUAUCAAGUUGUCGAUCAACCGUGACAAACGCCUUGUAAAGAGGGAUAUGAAUGUGCCAGACUGCUCUUGUGUCUGCUCAAACCAGACUGGGAUUAUAACCAGCCUAUGAUGCCAUUUUUGCCAUUGACAUUCUUUCAAGAGAUUAAGAGUGCUCCGUCAAUUCUUAGGAGCGUCAUAUUUAGAUCUGAAAGCCUUGGAUCGAGUCUUAGCAAUGGAGGACUCUGUUCUGCAUCUGGGAAGCUACUCUGCUGUUUGUUGCAGAAACAGAUCGAUGCUGCUGAGAGAUUAUCAGUAUUUCCACAGAAGGGGUUUUUAAUCAAGGCCAGGGGUAAUAGAAUUUACAGACAGGGCUAUAUCGUAGAUACUGUUGUUUUUUACUUACCUGGUCAUGAAGCUUAGCAGUUGGAAAUUAAAUUACUACGUGUAACUGUAAUUCAUUUGUAUAUUGGUUAGAGAAUAAACAUCAAAUAUAUGAAUUUUUGUCUUCGCUGUCAUAAAUGAUUAAAUUCCCCCCGUGUUGGUUAAUA